CUUUCUCUCUUUUAUAUACAUAUAUAAUGUCGUUUGGGUUGAAUUUAAAAGCACUUAUUUCAAAAGCAACAGACGAAUACAAAGAUAUUGCUACCAAAGACCCGAUUGUUGAAAGCACAGAAGACGGUACCAGUCGAGGUGAAGUGCUGGAUCGCAUACUAGCUCAACAAGCCGUCGAGAAAGCAGCAUUAUGGGACAAACUUUACCAGCUUGAACAUGAACGUUUCGAAAGCAUGGACCAUGUUGUGUUUGGUCCUCCUGUGCCUAAAGACAGAAAAGAACUCGAAACCAUCAUGACCCUCGAUCAACAUAUUGUAGAAAAACUCGAUGCUGAACUAGAGAAACUCAACCUGGACGAUCGUCCCAACGACGAUUUAUUGGAAAUAGAAUACAGAGAUAAAUUACAGUCUGAAGUCAAUCACCUGGAACAAACACUCGUCUAUUUGAACCAAGAAUUAAAAAAUAUCAUGCAAGCUUCUCAAACUGAACAAACCGUCUUGGAAGAAUGCAUUGCUUCCAAUAAACUACUACUGCAGGUGGAAAGUCAUUACACAGAUGAAUUAGAGGACAACCAAAAAUCCACAGAUCGAUUAGCAGCGGAAUUCGCCCUAUUACAGAAAAAAUAUGUCGAAAGUUUACAGGAUAUAUCUGAUUUUCUAGAUGAAUACUAUCCUCCUCAUCCAGUCGACAGUGAUUUUUUAACCUCAGACGAAUGCGAUUUAAAGAAAGUCAUUGAGCAUCUUUUAAACAGAGCCUUUACACAUCCAGAAAACCCUUACAUCGCAUUAAGACCAGGUACCUACUGGUCACCGUACAUUGAGACUUUAAUCAAUGCCCGUAUAGCUCACUACCAUCCCGAAGACCAAAACCUGCUUGGCUUAACAGACCAUCGAUUA
This is a messenger RNA of Mucor mucedo, 896 nucleotides long. RefSeq lists its product as uncharacterized. Gene Ontology annotation, biological process: kinetochore assembly; mitotic sister chromatid segregation. The record is from RefSeq and is a predicted model, not a curated record. The transcript is spliced from 4 exons. Gene Ontology annotation, cellular component: nucleus. NCBI's taxonomy places the organism in Eukaryota, Fungi, Mucoromycota, Mucoromycetes, Mucorales, Mucoraceae. The annotation marks the transcript as partial.